CAGGCUCAGGGAGUCCCCAUAGAGACUGGGGAAACGAGGAGAGAAGGCCAGCCUGUGCUGUGGGGACAAGGAAACUAUUGCCUCUAGCUAGAGGGAUCGGGAUUUGAGAACCAGAGUUUGCCACAGGCUCUCUGUCAACCUGGCCAUGAACCUGGAGCCACCCAGGGCCGAGAUCCGCUCAGCCACGAGGGUCAUCGGGGGGCCUGUCACCCCCAGGAAGGGACCUCCUAAAUUUAAGCAGCGGCAGACCAGGCAGUUCAAGAGCAAGCCACCCAAGAAAGGUGUCCAAGGGUUUGGGGAUGACAUCCCUGGCAUGGAAGGCCUGGGGACAGACAUCACGGUCAUCUGCCCCUGGGAGGCCUUCAACCACCUGGAGCUGCAUGAGCUGGCCCAGUACGGCAUCAUCUAGGCAGUCUGGCUCACUUCCCACUGCCUGGCACGGUCUGCUCAGUACUCCCGGGAACUCACCCUACCGCCCCAGUGCCCGAUCACCUGGGUGGUGUCAGCAGCCCUCGCCAUGGCAGCCUCUGAUCCCAGCUACCCUUCUGGGGGUCAGCCUGGGCCCUCAAGAGGCAGAACUGGAUCCUUUGCUCCUGUGACUGUGCCCCUACACUCUAGCCCUGCCCUUCCACCUGCAGGUGAGGCCCAGCUCCCAGUUCCUACCAGCUCUCUGCAGUGGGUGCCCUGGGAUGACUGAGGUGGGUGACAGUGCUGGGGACACUCACCAGGGUGUCUCCUUGCUGCCCUUAUUGCAAUAAACUUUCAAAGCCUG
This is a messenger RNA of Erinaceus europaeus (western European hedgehog), 772 nucleotides long. RefSeq names its product phosphodiesterase 6G (gene PDE6G). Gene Ontology annotation, biological process: visual perception; positive regulation of G protein-coupled receptor signaling pathway; positive regulation of epidermal growth factor receptor signaling pathway. The transcript is spliced from 4 exons. Gene Ontology annotation, cellular component: photoreceptor outer segment membrane. Gene Ontology annotation, molecular function: cGMP binding; 3',5'-cyclic-nucleotide phosphodiesterase activity. The record is from RefSeq and is a predicted model, not a curated record. NCBI's taxonomy places the organism in Eukaryota, Metazoa, Chordata, Mammalia, Eulipotyphla, Erinaceidae. Bases 146 to 409 code for a protein of 87 amino acids.